AUGGACGGUGCCUUGGCAACAAAAGAGAUGCCUCGCAUGCUCUUCCCCCGCCGCUUCUCCUCCCUCAACGACAUGGCUUCACUCAACAUCGACGAAGCCGGCGUGGACCAAGGCGACCCCAACGGAGCAAUGCACCUGUACAUCAGCAUCGCCCUCGUCAUCCUGCUGUUCGGGCUGUUCGGCGCCGUGUCCCUCUUCCUCCAGUACACCUGGAGCCCGGAGCGCGCCACGCGGGAAGUUUGCCUGGACCGGUGCGAGCGAGGCAUGGAGGAGAGGCGGGCAUUCCUGGACCAGGAGGAGAAGGACGAGGAGGAUUCCCAUGGCCACGACGACCUGCGGCGGCUGCCAGAGUCAUCACCGCGGCCCAGGCCGCAACCUAAGAUCGCCAUCCGCAUUACUGCCCCGUGA
Molecule: messenger RNA, 408 nt
Organism: Clonostachys solani
Lineage: Eukaryota; Fungi; Ascomycota; Sordariomycetes; Hypocreales; Bionectriaceae
Source: the annotation of a GenBank genome assembly